Messenger RNA from Oncorhynchus gorbuscha (pink salmon), 4004 nucleotides. Its product is annotated as protein shortage in chiasmata 1 ortholog. Gene Ontology annotation, biological process: resolution of meiotic recombination intermediates. Gene Ontology annotation, molecular function: single-stranded DNA binding; ATP hydrolysis activity. Gene Ontology annotation, cellular component: condensed nuclear chromosome. The record is from RefSeq and is a predicted model, not a curated record. NCBI's taxonomy places the organism in Eukaryota, Metazoa, Chordata, Actinopteri, Salmoniformes, Salmonidae. Bases 135 to 3731 code for a protein of 1198 amino acids. The transcript has 21 exons.
GAUGCACUGGAGUCAGUAGACAUAUCCCAGUUUGAAGUGCCAAGGCUGCCAGUCAAUGACUCUCACUGUGAGAUUAAUGACAUGCUGCUGGAUCUCAAGUCAUCAGAUCACUUGGUGUUGCCUACUCAGAUGGAAUGGACCUACCCCUCACUCCCUCUCCCAAGCCCAACCUGACCCAGCUCUGUCUGGCCUCCUCACAACUCCCAGCUGAGCAGAUCUCUCCACUCUAUAGAUAUUAUUUUGUGUCUGAGAAAAAUCAGGAGGAGAUGGAAGAGGCACUUUGGAGGGCAGAGAAGCACCUUGACAUGGUAGUGGGCUUUCUUUUGGCAGAGCCUCAGAAGUCAGAAUCCGUUGUGCAGCUCCAGCCUUUGACCGAAGUCUUAUUAGGGAUUGGUCGGGACAACUCUGUGAGACUCGAUGAAGGAAAGGAACUAUCACUUCUGGGAAAAAACUCACCAGAACUUAUAGGGAUGUAUGGGAAUGGUUCCUCUGACUUCACUGAGAGUAUGAUGAUCUCAGACCAACCCCACCUUAUGGAGACAUUGAGCAGUAUCAUAGAGGACUUCACACUACUAUCACCCUGCCAGAUGGACAAUAUAUUGAGGGAAUCUGUAGAUGACUCUGAGUUGUCAGGCCCACCAAGUGAGAUCAAAGGCAGGUCUAUCCUGAAGAAUGCAACGCCCAUGGUUGUGUCGUAUCAUCAGGAGAGAGAGGGAGCUGGGAACACAGUCGUUUCAGCACCAGUUGUUGCCACUUCCCAGGAGAGAGAGAGGACCGGGAAUGUGGCCCUCACAGCCCAAGCAUCUACUUCUUCCCAAGAGAAAGAGAGAUCUGGGACUGUGGUCUUUUCAAAGCAGGCUGUUUCAACUUCUCGUGAGAAAGAGAGAGCUGGGAGUGUGGCCAUCUCAGCAGCACAGGCUACCACCACUACUUACCUGGAGAAGUUAAACCAUGCCGUUAGACCUCAGAAGAAGGAGGGUUUACCUGACCAGAGAGCUAAUGUAUCCAAACUCCCAACCCCUAGACCCAGUGUGAGAGACCGUCACAUGAGUCUCCCAGUGGCUAAACCUCAGAAGGACUUAGACCCUCUGUCCACUUUCAUGAUGUUAAGGGCCCAACAGAGAACCUACGUCUCGGUGUCGACUCAGAACCAUACAAGCACCCCAGUGGCACAGGUGGAGCAGCAGACACCACAACCACCUACGACAGAAAUGAGGCCUGGCUUCGAUGUAAAGCCUGUUGCCUAUGCAGUCACAGGAAAUGACAUCAGAGACCCUGAGGAAAUCAUUCAGCCUGUCCUUGAGGACAGACAUAACAGCAAAGUCAUACACGUCCAAGCCACAGAGAGUCAGUUCUGGGCAUACAGAGAGCUGCAGGCGUUUGCUCUGCCCUGCCUGUCCAGAGCCAGGGAGUUGGGACUGACCAACACAGCCUGUGGAGACUACAGCACCCUGUACCCGGACCACACACGUUUCCUACUGAAACAGCAGGAGAAGGAGCUCAGCAUUCGACAGGGCCAGGACCCAGAGGCUUUGUUUAACAAUGUGGCACUGAUACAUGUCCUUGUGACAGUGAAGGACCUGCUCUUCAAGUGUGACCUCAGCACUGCAGUGGAGUACCUAUCCAAGGCCACAGAGGCCUGCGCGGGGCAGAGUCUGGACAAGCUGGUGAGAAAGCUGGAGAUUGUUCUAUAUCUCAGUCAGAAAAAACAAGAGGCCAACCCUAAGAUACUGGAACUGCAGGAACAGCUGACCACAUGGGUGCAGAGCAAGAGCAAAGGGGUCCAAAACUCCAAUGUUCUGGUGAUAAUAACAAUGGACUUGGACUGUGCCAGAGCAAUGCUCAUUAAAGCCCUGAGCCAAGUCACAGGUGAUAAUGUAGCUGCAGUGUAUCCUGAGGAGAGUCGAAGUAAGCUGGAGGGUUCGAAAGUUCUAGAUAGCCUGCAGCAUAGCUGCUGUGUGGUGGUGUGUAGUCAGCACAUGGGAGCAGACUUCCCCUGGGACUGUUUCUCCCUGGUGGUGGAGUACAGCAACACAGAACACUCGCCCUGGGCUGCCAUCUGCACAGAGAGGAACAUCACACACAUCACCUUCCAGACCAGGAUACCUAAUUCCUCUGUGAGUGACCCUGAGUCUUGGUCCCUGGAGCAGAGUGUCCCCUUCGUGUUGUUUGUGACCGAGGGUCUGCUCAGCUGUCCUCUGUUGCUUCAGAUACUGGAAUCAACGUGUAAUAUGACUGUAUUGGAGAGGAGCCAUUCUCAGUCCUUGCAGAUGCUUGGAGGGACUCACCACUAUGCUGUGAUUACAGUAGACGAAAGCACUGCAGUCAUCAUUCAAGAGCAGGAGGAGCUGUGUCAGGAGCGGGCCUGUGAGAGUCUAGUGAUUCGACUGACUGCUCUGUCUCUGCAGUACAGCUGCUGCUGGCUCAUCCUUCACUGCCAGCAGGACUCUGGGUUGACCAGUGAGGGCUUCAACAACCUGGUAUUGGUCUACUCCUCUCUGGUGCUGUUUGGCCUCAAGACUGAGGACCUGGAUGUCAAGGUGCUGAUUGUAUCAGAAGUGGUGGACAUUGCCAAAUGGAUCUGCCAGAUAGCCUUCCAUACACUGCUGUCCAGUGACAGAGAUCCUCUCAGCUACCUGGACAGAGAGUGGCUUUCUGUGAUUUCCUCAAAGGAGGAGAGGUGCCUCUUAGGUUUCCCCUGUGUGAACCCUUUGGUGGCCCAGCUGAUGUUGAGUAGGGGCCCCUCUCUCCACUGGCUCCUGGGGGCCUCCCUCUCCCAGCUGAAGGAGCUGCUCCCUGAGGUCCCUCACAAAGUUGUCAAGCUCUUCAGUGACACCACGUCUCUGUACAAGCUGACUGCGGCUGCCUCCUCCACAGAGUCUCACACUGACUUCACCCAUCAGAAAGACCACAAUAGCCCCACUGAGCCUUGGGCCACAAGCAGAGACAAUCAAUACACACACACCGACACUCAUACAAGCCGCAAUUCACACGCCGACUGCAACCGUCACAUACACCGCGACCCAGAACCAUUCAACUCCAUCUGCUUCCUCGCUGGCUCCCCCAGUGCUGAGAGUGUAGCGGGGAGCUUCUAUGAAGAAAGCUCUGUCAUGACCAAGGAAGACGGUGCAGACUUCCAGGUGGACUUGAGUCCCUCCUUCGCCGCCCAGCAGGCCCCUUUUCAGCACACCUGGAGCCACAACCCAUGGGAGGUAGAGGAGAGCAAUGAGCUGAAGUUUGUAGGCUGGAAUAGAGGAGGAGAGGAGUGGACGGGCAGCGCACCCCUGCACCAGGAGUCCUGUGGCUCCCCCAGAAACUACGCGCCAGAAAAUCAAUUUCCGAUGGGCCUCUCAUCCUCAUUCAGCUACAGCACCAACACACAGAGACCAGCGUACUCCGACAACCAGAUGUACUCGUUCUCUACAGUAGGGUACAGUGACCGGCUGCACUACCCUGAUGUCAGCCACUACCCCAGCCUGGCCUCGCCUAGAGGAGCUCUGGCAUGGGGGGGCAGUAGCAGUGGCAGACCCUACAGCACUGCCCUGGGGAGGGGAGACAUGAGUGUGUCACCUGACUAUGGGACCAGUUACAGAACGGGGAUGGAGAGGAAGAGGAGAGCAGAAGGCCCAGAGAUGGCUGGCACAGUUUUAACGCCAUUGAAGAGGGGAAAGCUCAGUUAUGAGAAGGUGCCAGGCCGUAGUGAUGGACAGACAAGACUAAGGUUUUUCUAAAAUGUCUCAUAUUUAUGAAGUGGCAAAAUAGUAAGAAUGACCUGAAUGAACAGAAAACUCUUAAAACUUACAAGGAUAGAAUCCUGUCAGUCCCUUGCCCUGUCUACAACUAGUGAUAUUCAGUAUGUAAGAAAUACAGGUACAGUGCCUUUCAGAAAGUAUUCAUAACCCUUGACUUAUUCCACAUUUUGUUGUGUUACAGCCUGAAUUCAAAAUGGAUUACUUUUAUUUUGUUUGUCACCCAUCUAUACACAAUACCAGAUAAUGACAAAA